Molecule: messenger RNA, 2298 nt
Organism: Catharus ustulatus (Swainson's thrush)
Lineage: Eukaryota; Metazoa; Chordata; Aves; Passeriformes; Turdidae
Gene: NSUN6
Product: NOP2/Sun RNA methyltransferase 6
Exons: 13
Coding region: 417-1895 (492 amino acids)
Biological process (GO): RNA methylation
Molecular function (GO): RNA binding; methyltransferase activity
Source: RefSeq, a predicted model, not a curated record
CCUAAAAUUUCCCAAAGAAAGUCCCAAAAUUCUCCCCAAAUCAGCAAAAAAUGGCCCCAAAAUCAGCACUUAAAGGGCUUCAAAUUCAACUGGGAAAUUCUCCAAAAUUGGCCAAAAAAUGGCCCUAAAAUUCCUCCCCAAAUCCCCUUAAAAUUCCCCCCAAAAUGGCCUCAAAAUCCUGCAAAAACGCUCCCAAAUUCCCCUGAAAUGCCCCCACACGCCCGGAGGACGGAUCGCCCGUAAGGGACGAAUGCCGGCGGCAGCGCUGGGCCUCCGCCGCGGUCCGUGCCUUCCCCGGCCCCGCGUCCUUCAGUCCGGCGGCGCCUCUGCCGCGGGGAAGGGCUGAGGGUUCCAGGGCAGGCAGUACUCUCGUGUACAGGAAAACCUGUGACAGCAGCGGAUUCGCUUUCAGGGCUAUGCUGCGGACUCUGUACCCAGAGCUCUUGGCUGCUAAUGUUGCGAAUAAGGCCUUGAAACUCCUACCCAUGAAACUUUGCCUUUAUCUGGACUCAAAAUAUGAAGUUGAGGAGUAUCUCACCAAAGUGUUCAGAAAUAAUGAGCUUAUCACUGCUUUAGGUGCCCGGGAAGCAGAGAAUAAAUACCAAUCUCUGUUAAGUCAUCUAUCUCAUCCACCAGCUUUUACAACUGUGAGAGUAAAUACCCACUUGGCCUCAGUGAAACAUGUGAAAAAAUUGCUGUUUGAAGAGAUCCAGAAGCAAUUUAAAGGACUUCGUGUUCCAGUUCUCGAGCACCCAAAACUUCAGGAUAUUUUAUUAAUUCCUGUCAUUGGACCCAGGCGAGAUUUAAAAAAACAUGCAUCUGAAGUCAUAGUUGGAGCCCAGUGUGGAUAUGCAGUGCUUCGAGGAGCACAUGUUUAUGUCCCUGGAAUUGUAUCCACCUCAAGAUUUGUGAAAGCUGGAGAUAUGGUUUCAGUGUAUUCGGACAUUGAAGGGAAAUGCAAAAGAGGAGCCAAAGAAUUUGAUGGAGUCAAAGUUUUCCUUGGAAAUGGGAUUUCAGAACUCAGUCGCAGUGAAAUCUUCAGUUCAAGUGGCCCAUUGAAGGGCCUGGGUAUAAGAAUGGUAGAGCCAGUCUACCUUAGUCCUUCAUUUGACAAUGUGCUUCCUAGUAAUUUGUUUUUACAGAAUUUACCUUCUGUGGUUGUGAGCCAUAUUUUAGACCCUCAACCAGGAGAGAAAAUUUUGGAUAUGUGUGCUGCACCUGGAGGAAAAACAACCCAUCUUGCAACAUUAAUGCAUGAUCAGGGUGAAGUAAUAGCUAUGGACAAGACAGCUAACAAGGUCAAGAAAAUCAAACAGAAUGCUGAAUUGCUGCAGUUGAAUUGCAUUAAGGCCUUUUGCUGUGAUGGAACAAAAGCCAUUUCAGUCGAGAAGAGGGAGACUAAACAAGAAGGACCUCCAUUCUUACCAGAGUCAUUUGAUCGAAUUCUUCUUGAUGCUCCAUGUAGUGGGAUGGGACAGAGACCAAACAUGGCUUAUGCCUCAACUUUAAAGGAAGUGACCUCGUAUCAGCCACUACAGCGCAAGCUUUUCACUGUGGCAGUGAGGUUGCUGAAGCCAGGAGGUGUUUUAGUAUAUAGUACAUGUACAAUUACACUUUCUGAAAAUGAGGAGCAAGUUGCUUGGGCCCUAAAAACUUUUCCAUGCCUCCAGCUUCAUCCACAGGAACCUCACAUUGGAGGAGAAGGCAUGAAGGGAGCUGGACUAUCACUUGAUCAGUUGAAGCUGCUGCAGAGAUUUGAUCCAUCUGCUGUGACAUUGCAAGGAAUGGAUAUUAAUUCUUUGCAAGAUUCCAGAGAAGAUGACCUAAUUUCAUUGGCAAAUAAGGACUGCAUAGGAUUUUUCAUUGCAAAAUUUAUUAAAUCGAACAGUAAAUAAGGAUUUGGGAAUGCAACCUGAAAAAAUACCUCAGUGAGUCUAAGAACAGUUCAGACGUGAAGUGCCUUUCUUCCUGCUGCAAUGUUACCAAGCCAACAGGCUGACGGCAGGGUUGCUAUGGCAGCAGCUAAAAUCUGCCAGCUGUUCUGAUGGGAAAGAGCCACAGGUUGCAGCAGCAAAGUCAUGGCUGGGGGAAGGGUAGUGUCAUUUGUAAGUCUCCCUCUACUUUUGUAUUUACAGCAGGUCAGUGCCUGAAUGACAACUAUGUUCUCUCAUACUGCUGUCUGCUCUGGUUUCCCCUUAUCUGGUGCAGCAAGUGUAGGAAAGGGAUGUAAGCUACUUUGUGAAAUGCAAACAUAAAUAAAAUAGACAGGAACUAUUACAAUAAAUUUUGGAAAGGGUA